ACGGAAGUCCCGGCCGUCUCAGGAGAGGCAGCACGGAGCGGGGGAGGGGAGACACAGCAGCCGGAGGAGGCAGAGACAGGCCGGGGGAGGAUGGCCGGGCUCCGGGUGUUGGAGUUGUACAGCGGGCUGGGCGGGAUGCACUGCGGCCUGACAGCAAGUGGGGCAUCAGCGGACGUGGUGGCAGCUAUAGACGUUAAUACUACCGCUAAUGAAGUCUACAGAUAUAAUUUUCCAAACACUCCAUUAUGGCCCAAAACUAUAGAGGGAAUAGCACUAAAAGAAUUGGAUUCCUUAUCGUUUGAUAUGAUCUUGAUGAGUCCACCCUGCCAGCCAUUUACACGGAUAGGCUUACAAGGUGAUGUGUCUGACCCCCGAGCAAAGAGUUUCCUGUAUGUUUUGGAAGUCCUGCCAAGACUUCAGAAAACUCCAAAAUAUAUUCUUCUGGAAAACGUGAAAGGAUUUGAAUCAUCUGAAGCACGAGGCACCUUGAUCAAAACUUUGCAGAAUUGCGGGUAUCAUUUCCAGGAGUUCCUUCUCUCCCCAACAUGUCUCGGCAUUCCAAAUUCAAGGCUGCGGUACUUUCUGAUUGCUAAGCUUCAGUCAGAGCCAUUUGCUUUCCAGACCACCAAUAAAAUUCUUGAAACUUUUCCUAGUACAAAUGAAUCAGAGUCACCAAGAACUGGCUGUGAUCUGGGUUUGGAAGCGCACUCGCCGACAGACACCGAUGUGAAGAAAGCUGCAAGCAGCGCCCAGUCUCCAGAUGGAGGACUCGUAUACAAGCUGGAAACGGCUGCGGAGCUGGAGAGAAAACAGAGUCAGGACAAUGACUCCUCUAUGGAGACUCUACAAGACUUUUUGGAGGAGAACACUGAAGAGAUCAGCCAAUACCUUCUGCCUCCAAAGUCAUUACUGAGAUACGCUUUAAUCCUGGAUAUCGUUAGACCCACGUGUCGAAGGUCAACUUGCUUCACAAAAGGAUAUGGGCAUUAUGUAGAAGGAACGGGUUCUGUCUUACAGAUGGCAACAGAGGUCGAGAUCAGCUCUGUGUAUAAAUCACUGGAAACAUUGCCUGACGAGGAGAAACUCGCUAAACUUUCCACAUUGAAACUGAGAUACUUCACACCGAGAGAAAUUGCUAAUCUUCAUGGAUUCCCAGCAGAUUUUGGUUUUCCAGAAAAGAUAACAUCAAAACAGCGUUAUCGGCUGCUCGGGAACAGUCUGAAUGUUCAUAUCGUUGCCGGACUCAUCACCCUCCUACUUCAGUCGCAUUGAUUCAGCUUCAAGGAUCAACCGGACCCUAGACUUCUUUUUAACCCAAAAUAUUUUUUUUUUUCAAA
This is a messenger RNA of Rana temporaria (common frog), 1337 nucleotides long. It is a transcript of the gene TRDMT1, whose product is annotated as tRNA aspartic acid methyltransferase 1. The record is from RefSeq and is a predicted model, not a curated record. Gene Ontology annotation, molecular function: methyltransferase activity. NCBI's taxonomy places the organism in Eukaryota, Metazoa, Chordata, Amphibia, Anura, Ranidae. Bases 91 to 1272 code for a protein of 393 amino acids. The transcript has 11 exons.